This is a messenger RNA of Cydia splendana, 1959 nucleotides long. Its product is annotated as tubulin beta-1 chain. Gene Ontology annotation, biological process: microtubule cytoskeleton organization; mitotic cell cycle. The record is from RefSeq and is a predicted model, not a curated record. Lineage: Eukaryota; Metazoa; Arthropoda; Insecta; Lepidoptera; Tortricidae. Bases 105 to 1448 code for a protein of 447 amino acids. Gene Ontology annotation, cellular component: cytoplasm; microtubule. The transcript is spliced from 2 exons. Gene Ontology annotation, molecular function: GTP binding; structural constituent of cytoskeleton; GTPase activity.
AAACGAAUUUCGGCGUAUUCUUCAACUAGCUACCACGAAAGUACGUGGUGCGUGCGGAGCAAAAAAAUUUAUAGUGUUAAGUAAUUUAAUAGUUCACAUUCAAAAUGAGGGAAAUCGUGCACAUUCAAGCUGGACAGUGCGGCAACCAGAUCGGCGCUAAGUUCUGGGAGAUCAUCUCGGACGAGCACGGCAUCGACCCCACCGGCGCCUACCAUGGCGACUCAGACCUGCAGUUGGAGCGCAUCAACGUUUACUACAAUGAGGCCUCCGGCGGCAAGUACGUGCCCCGCGCCAUCCUGGUGGACUUGGAACCCGGCACCAUGGACUCUGUCCGCUCUGGACCUUUCGGACAGAUCUUCCGCCCCGACAACUUCGUGUUCGGACAGUCUGGCGCCGGCAACAACUGGGCCAAGGGUCACUACACUGAGGGCGCCGAGCUCGUAGAUUCAGUCCUAGACGUCGUACGCAAAGAAUCAGAAUCCUGCGACUGCCUCCAAGGUUUCCAGCUCACACACUCGCUCGGCGGCGGCACCGGAUCCGGUAUGGGCACACUCCUCAUUUCAAAAAUCAGAGAAGAGUACCCCGACAGAAUAAUGAACACAUAUUCAGUUGUACCUUCGCCUAAGGUGUCAGAUACAGUAGUAGAACCUUACAACGCCACACUCUCAGUCCACCAGCUAGUCGAAAACACAGACGAAACCUACUGCAUCGACAACGAGGCUCUCUACGACAUCUGCUUCCGCACGCUCAAACUGUCCACCCCCACGUACGGCGACCUUAACCAUCUCGUGUCGCUCACCAUGUCCGGCGUCACCACGUGUCUGCGGUUCCCUGGUCAACUGAACGCCGAUCUUCGCAAACUGGCCGUGAACAUGGUACCCUUCCCGCGUCUGCACUUCUUCAUGCCCGGGUUCGCGCCGCUUACGUCCCGCGGCAGCCAGCAGUACCGCGCGCUGACCGUGCCCGAGCUGACGCAGCAGAUGUUCGACGCCAAGAACAUGAUGGCGGCGUGCGACCCGCGCCACGGCCGCUACCUCACCGUGGCCGCCAUCUUCCGCGGUCGCAUGUCCAUGAAGGAAGUCGACGAGCAGAUGCUCAACAUCCAGAACAAGAACUCGUCCUACUUCGUGGAAUGGAUCCCCAACAACGUGAAGACCGCCGUGUGCGACAUCCCGCCCCGCGGUCUCAAGAUGGCCGCCACUUUCAUUGGCAACUCCACCGCCAUCCAGGAGCUGUUCAAGCGCAUCUCGGAGCAGUUCACAGCUAUGUUCAGGCGCAAGGCUUUCUUGCAUUGGUACACCGGCGAGGGCAUGGACGAGAUGGAGUUCACCGAGGCCGAGAGCAACAUGAACGACCUGGUGUCAGAGUACCAGCAGUACCAGGAGGCCACCGCCGACGAGGAUGCCGAGUUCGACGAGGAGGCGGAACAGGAGAUCGAGGACAACUAAGCGUCCUCCCUCCCCCCUCGUCCCUCUACUCACACUACCCCAGUCCCGUCACCCGCGAACCGCGUCGCGUGAUGACUGCAUUUUUUUGCUUCGAUAGUAUUUUUUACCGAGUACUUUUUUACAAUAUUUUUGACAUUUAGUUCCCCACCUCUAGGGAGUACACAUUGAUGUUGCGAUGCAUGAAUAGCGGUUACAUUCCCGGUUGUUUUCCUUGCCGAAGGGCGGCUCUCUCUAAUGUUUAUUACCGAAUAAACAGUUUCCGAAAUGACGUGGCCCCUUCCAAACCAUCGUAUGGUGCUGAAUACGCGACACGAAAGGAAAAGAUCUUUUUGAUAAGGCUGAACCAUGAGUUUUUAAUACCUAAGUUAAUUAUUAAUUCUUUGUUUUGUAACCAGUGUGAUUUUUAUUGGCUUUUUUACUAAAAAGCUAUUUGUCGUACAAUUUUUCGAAGUCGAUCAAAGUUUUUAAUUAUUAUAUUCCAGCUGGUGAAUAAUAAAAUACAUUGAAUUUA